Molecule: messenger RNA, 1518 nt
Organism: Aphanomyces astaci
Lineage: Eukaryota; Oomycota; Saprolegniomycetes; Saprolegniales; Verrucalvaceae
Exons: 3
Coding region: 11-970 (319 amino acids)
Source: RefSeq, a predicted model, not a curated record
CAACGGCAUCAUGGUGCUACUACUACAAUUGCCGCUUCCCCCAUCGUUCUUCCAAUGUCCCCCCAUGACAUCCGACAUGGCUGAAUCGGUCAAGGCCACUGCCGUGCACACGACCUAUGACCUGAUCUCAAAGAUCCAACUACGGGGUGGUCCGAACCAGUACGAGUGCGUGUCGGACGAACACGAUCUGAAGAUCUACAAGGGCUUGAAGGACACUAUUGGGCCCCAUGGCGAGGCCGUGCCAGUGUAUUGCGCACACAUGGAAGUGGUAGCAACCAUCGACGAAGUGAUCGCGCUGUUCCACACCGAAGUGACCAAUCCGAAAGCGUUCUGUCGGCGCUUUGGCAAAGGGUUGCUGGACGCGGUCACGUUGUACGAGCUCGAGUCGUCGUUGGGGCCCCAGAAUCGCAUCACCGUGACAUGGCGUGCGUACGACAGCCAAUUGCCCAGUGUCGUGCGACGGCGCGAUGUGUGUGCAGUCGAGUGCCAUGAUGAGUUUACUUUGGGUGGUCGACGGGGAUGGGUUCGUGCGUUCAAGUCGAUAGAACUGCCCUGCUGCCCGGGCUUGGAAACCCACAUGGGGCUCGUGCGGAUGGCCAACUACGGCAGCGGCCACGUGUUUGUCGAGUCGGAGCUGCGCCCUGGCUACUUGGACAUGUACUUCGUGACCCAAGUCGACUAUUGCGAAGGCAAGUCCGAGUGGCUGCUCACCGACGUGUUGCGGUGUAAAAAGCUGCUGGCCAAAGUCAUCACCAAGAAACGGUGCCGCAGUUUGCUCGACAUUGAUCGAUUCCUGCGCGAAGACCGCCUUCGCCAACUACCGGCCGUGCCUAUGGACCCGACUUAUCGCCACCACUGCUUUAUGUGCACGAAACGACUCAUGCCUAUUGUGAAACGCACGGCAUGCCACACCUGCGGACAUGUACUUCCUACCAACAUUCUGACGCACCAACAUUCUCGACCACAUUGAUUCACCAACAUUCUCGACCACAUUGAUGCAUCAACAUUUUCUUGCUCACAAGUGUAGGAUAGGUGUUUUGCCCGAGAUGCAUCCAAAGUUGGCGCGUGCGUGCCAAUACCACCAUCAUGGCGUGCUACAAAUGCUCGAUUGUGCAACCAACGGGGUUCCGAAGCAAAUACCAAAAGCACUCGGCGCCACCGCCGUCCGACAUCAUCUCCUUGAGCAGUCCUUUCAAAAGCCAAGCCAGCCACAAUCGAUCCAUGGUUUCUUCCAAUUGCACGUGGCUAUCUGACAGCGAAAUCGCCGCUCAGUCGAAGGCGGCACAAACGCAGCAAACCCCCUCUGGUCGUUCCAAUGGGUACUAGGGGACGUACUACUAACGUUACGUAGUAGUACUACAAUUAUCGAUAGGUUUUGCUGUUGGUGGUAGGGAUGCACCGUGGUCAAUUAUUGAGUGUAGAAUCAUUCACUGUCAGUUUAUCUCCUGCGUGAUUAAUGUAAGUGACAUUUCGUUAACAACUUCCUCAGUUCCAAAAUUCUUGCAGCAUUUCAGCUCU